GCUUACGGUAUGACGACUCGCGUGGUAUCCAGGUUCAAAGUACUGCAUCUGCCUGGGCGGGCGCAGUGACCCAAUGCAAGCCCAGUGCAUUCCCUGUCGGCAUGAGGCCUCGCCGGCUCGCCAGCCAAGAGGACCCCGAUCUACGAGUUUGUUCCCCCGCAACUCGCCGCAUUAUAAAAGUGUUUGGAUUGCUCCUCUGUCUAGGUAGUUUCGUCUCACCAUAACCCUCAGUCCUUAUUAAGAAGCGAUAUCUCCGUAGCCAGCGCAAAGGGGGGGUUCUUUGCUCUGAUCAAGGUUGCUCUUCAGCGUCUCUUUGGCACCCUACCAGUUCUUCGUUUUCUACUAGCCAACUAGAGCCCGCACCUAUCGAUUCCUGCCCACGAUGGACUCCUGUCAGAGCACAGGGGUUCCCGUGCAGUCGCCAGGUGGCUUCAGCGUGCCUGCGAUUCCCCAGCUAGCCCUACUCGACUUCUUCUUCCCUGGGCUCUCAGCCAUUUCGGGCUCGCUGGCAAAAUAUCUGCAUGUCGACCUCAGCGUGUACUUCACCCUUGCCCUGCUCUUUGGGGGUUCGACCUUUAUCUGGCGCUACUUCACCGAAUCCUUUUGGGGACUGGUCGAAGAACACUUCAUGUCGACGGUGGACAUCCGCACCGACGACGAGCUCUACAACUAUGUCAUGGCCUGGGUCUCGGCCCAGAGAUUCGCGCAAGGGGCCCGCCGCUUCAUCGCCAACGUCAACCUCGACUCGCGGUUCUGCUAUGUGCCCUGUGACUCUGAUGACGAGGACGAGGACAGCAGCAAGAAGCAGCCUUUGUCAUACACGCCCACCUUUGGAGAUCACUACUUCUGGUACAAGGGCCGCUUGUUAAUCUUCCGCCGGACUCAGAACCGCGAGCAGGGCUCUCCAGUCUUGGCCAGCGCACGGGAGGAAAUCUCCAUCUGCAGCAUCGGCCGGGGCACCUGGGUCCUGAAAGCGCUCCUCCACGAGGCCCGCGAGGCGUACAUGAAGAAGGACGAAGACAAGACGCUGAUCUACCGCGGGCAAACCCGGUCCGGAGGCAUGGACCCGUCCUGGCAACGCUGCAUGGCUCGGACCUCCCGCCCCCUGUCGACGGUCAUCCUCGACGAGAAGGUUAAGCAGGAGCUGAUCAGGGACGUCAAGGAUUAUCUCGACCCGGCCACGAGGCGAUGGUACUCGAACCGCGGCAUCCCAUACCGCCGCGGCUAUCUGCUAUACGGGCCGCCCGGCACUGGCAAAUCGUCCCUGAGCCUGGCACUAGCGGGGCACUUCAAGAUGCGCAUCUACAUCGUCAGCCUCAGCUCGGUGACGACAGGCGAGGAGAGCCUCGCGAGCUUGUUCGCCGACCUUCCGCGCCGGUGCGUCGUCCUACUCGAGGAUAUCGACACCGCCGGACUCUCGCACACGCGAGAGGAGGCGCCCAAGGACGUCGGCAAGGACGCCGAAACUCCCAAGGACGAGACCCCCACCCCGAAGGGCGAAACCGCGGCCAGCAGCGGUGGCAGCGGCCGCCUCUCCCUGUCAGGCCUGCUUAACAUCCUCGACGGCGUGGCCUCGCAGGAGGGCCGCGUCCUCGUCAUGACGACGAACCACCUGGAGAAGCUGGACAAGGCGCUCAUCCGGCCGGGCCGCGUCGACAUGGUCGUCAAGUUCGACCGCGCCGACUGCGUCAUGACGGCCGCCAUCUUCCGCGCCAUCUUCGCGCCCCUGGAAGUCGACGACAAGGCGGCGGCGACGGCCCGCGCGGCCUCUGAUGACGAGGAGGAGGCUGGCGGUCCCGAGAAACAGAAGCAUGAGGUGGGUAAGCCUGCCGGGACUGCCGGGGCUAAGGACGAGGUGGUCGCGCGCGUCGACGGCCUGGCUGGGCGGUUUGCCGCCGUGAUCCCGCCGCACGAGUUCAGCCCCGCCGAGAUCCAGGGUUACCUACUUAAGCACAAGAGACACCCCGAGGCAGCGGUUGACGGGGCGGAGCGGUGGGUCAUCGAAAUGAGGAAGGAGAGGAGUGGGAAGGAGGGGAAACUGAAACAAGUGGGGACGAAGCACGGAGAAGGAUCCGAGCGGAAACCCGAGGAGAGCAAGAAGAAGAAGAAGAAGCAGCAGCGCCGGAGCAAGGAGGACGGGAACGCGACGGAUUCAUCCUCGGCUCAAUCGGAUUCUGAGGCUGGUGGGAGCACGAAAAUUGAAGAUGAGACCGCGUCCAAAGAGUCCGAUCCCGCUGAGGCUCAGGAUGGGAGCUCCGAGACCAGUGUCAGUCAGGUUGAAGAGAGCAAGCAUGGAGGCGACUCUGGUUAUGGGACGCCUUGAGAAUAAAGGGGCGUGGCGCUAUGGCGUUUUGGGUCGUCAAUCCCUUCCACUUCUGUACAUAUAGUACUUUGGUACCUGCGUUUG
This is a messenger RNA of Phialemonium atrogriseum, 2407 nucleotides long. RefSeq names its product mitochondrial chaperone BCS1. NCBI's taxonomy places the organism in Eukaryota, Fungi, Ascomycota, Sordariomycetes, Cephalothecales, Cephalothecaceae. The transcript has a single exon. Gene Ontology annotation, molecular function: ATP binding; ATP hydrolysis activity. The record is from RefSeq and is a predicted model, not a curated record. Gene Ontology annotation, cellular component: mitochondrial inner membrane. Bases 383 to 2323 code for a protein of 646 amino acids. Gene Ontology annotation, biological process: protein insertion into mitochondrial inner membrane from matrix; mitochondrial respiratory chain complex III assembly.